Messenger RNA from Bactrocera tryoni, 3933 nucleotides. RefSeq names its product SET and MYND domain-containing protein 4 (gene Smyd4-4). The transcript is spliced from 3 exons. Gene Ontology annotation, molecular function: protein binding. Lineage: Eukaryota; Metazoa; Arthropoda; Insecta; Diptera; Tephritidae. The record is from RefSeq and is a predicted model, not a curated record. The coding region runs from base 558 to 2282 and encodes 574 amino acids.
GAAAAGAAGAUGAAAUCUUCGAACAUAUUUUUGUGAUAUAUUUAAAACAAUUUUUUUGGUUAAACUACACAUAUUGUUUUAUAAAAAUUAAUACGUGACCGCUGAAAUUUCAUAUACAAGUGAAAAAAAUUUGAUUAACUCCUGGUUUUCGAAAAUAAAACGUUAUUGAAAAACAGGCGGUGUACGACGGGCCCCUGAGUGCUGUGAGCUAAAAGAGAGUGUAGUGUGUUGCAUGCAGUGUGCCGACUUUGCAUGCGGCUGCUGCCAUAAGAGCCCCAACCACGAGCAGCUGUCAAACGGGAGCAGAAAAUUCUCGCACAAACUGUUGGUAAAAGAACGGCAUGCACUUGCGGCUACCAGCAGCAGUACGAACGUAUAUAAGAAUUAAAAGUUACAUUUGGAUUACGCGAUUUUUCAUUAUUCGGCUGCUGUACAAUAUUACUUUAUAGAAGAUCGCUUAUAAAUUUAAUAUAUAUUUUGAUUGCUGCACACGCUAACUAACCGUAACUAUACCACCUACUGCCAGGCGAAGCUGAAGCCACACUUUUGUUGCAAACAUGGAUGUCUAUGAUGUUAGUGAUGAUCUUGUCAAGAAGCUGAACGAUUGGAAGCUUAUUGGCAUAAUAUCAGGCAAAUUUAAUGAACUGAAAGAAAACUAUUCUAAAGUUAACUUUGUUGAACAUGUACUGAUCGAUUUUAAAUAUAUUGACAAAAUAAUGUUAAAUAACAAAUUGCGCGAGGAGAAGUGCGAUAAAAAGAGCUCCGAAUAUCGUAUGCUGGGAAACGAGCAAUUUUCGCUAAAAAAUCGCAAAUAUUUUCAAGCAUUAGAGCUCUACAAUAAAAGUAUUUGCUAUUCGGAGCCUGGUUCAGAGAAUCUCUCUAUCGGAUACGCUAAUCGCUCGGCGGUGCUUUUUGAAUGGAAACGCUUUCGUGAGUGUCUAGUUAAUAUUGAACUGGCACGUAAAGCCAAUUAUCCAGAACGUUUAAUGCAUAAACUCGAUAAACGCGAAAAUGACUGUCGCCAACUGCUGGCAACACAAGCGCCCGAUGUUCAACCAUAUGAAUUUCAAAUGUCCUUUGAACCACAUCCACAAGUACCCAUCAUUGCGGAUUGUCUCGAAAUGCAAUAUACCGAAGAAGAGGGCCGGUUUAUCACCACGAAACGUGAUCUGGUCGUUGGUGAUCUAGUUGCCACCGAAGAGCCAUUCUGUUCAACACUCUUGCCACCGAUGCGGUAUAUACGUUGUGCCACCUGCAAAGUGGAAAACUACUUAUCACUUAUACCCUGUGAGAGCUGUUGCUCGGUGAUGUUCUGCUCGGAGCAAUGUCGCGAACGCGCUGUCGCCACUUUUCAUAAAUACGAAUGUCCCAUCAUCGAUUUACUGCAUAAUAUGUUCAAUAAAAUUCAUGGCAUUGCGUUGCGCGUGUGCCUAUCAGCAAUAGAAAUCUUCCCCACCAUUGAAGAGUUGAUGGCGUUCUGUGAGGAUCCUGAAAAUCAAAAUAAGUCUGCAUUCGAUUUGGACUUUACGAAUUUUACGCCACGCGAACAUUAUCGCGCCAUACAUGGACUAGUGACGAAUCGUCAUUUACGUUCCGUAUCGGAUCUAUUUCAGCGCUCAGUGGUGUGCGCAGUACUGAAGCAUUUUGUUAUCGAGUUUACGCCAUUAAAAGAAUACCUUGGCGGUGAAGAGGGUGAAAACUUUUUCACCGAACUAUUAUUCAGACAUCUGCAGACAUCGCCAUCGAAUAUGCACGGCAUCGAUUUGGUGGAACAGGUGAAUGAGACAAAUGACGAUACCACACAUUCAUCCGGUGCUUUUGCCUUUCUUUCGCUGCUCAAUCAUUCGUGUGCACCGAAUACACUACGCGUAUACCUGGGCACCAAGGCAUAUCUCUUUGUCUUCCGUCCAAUACCUGCCGGCGGAGUGCUGUACGAUACAUAUGGUGUACAUUUUGCCGUCACUACACGUGCGCAGCGUAUACAAAAACUAUCUUUGCAAUAUCAUUUCACCUGUAAAUGUGAAGCCUGCGUUAACGACUACCCCAACUAUGUGCAUAUGCAACCUAAAAUAUCCGUGCCCUAUGCGAAUGAUGAGACGGACAAUGACAGUCUGAUACGUUAUGACUAUGAUUUCGCCAUGGAUAAUUACCGUAAAUACUGUGAAUUCCUGACGAAACAUGCGAACGCCUACCCCUGCGCCCAGAUCAGCUCAGCAGAGGAAUGCUUAAAAAUGGCAUUGCACAUACUCGUCGAUGCGGUGCCGUUAAAAGCUAAAAUGUAAACUGCUUAAGCCACCAGAAACACACAUCUAGCCACAAGCACGCAACAUAUGUAUGCUAACAAUGUUCGCUUGCAAUAAGUCAAAUUUUCUUUAGUUUUUUUUUUUAUUUUUCAAUUGAUUCAUAAAUUUGGAACACAACAUCAACACACACACAAAAAGUUGCAUUUGCAUAUAUUUAGUAUAUUUAUAUAGACGAUGAAAUAUGUUGCCAUUAAUGAUGAAAUCGAUGUGACGUAAAGGAUUUUCGGCUAAAAACAUCAUCAAAUGUUGAUACUUGUGACGUAAUCGUAUUUUUUUCUAAAACGCGAAGUGUGCGCGUACAUACUGGCAUGUGUCGAGUGUUAAGAAAAACCAAGCAAUUUAUUCGGCGCUCAAAGUGUUGCACAUUCAAUGGCGGCUUGCAUAACAACCGACACUCUGGGAAGCAUUAGUGCGGCAGCGUUUUUAGCACCUUAUUGGUGUGGCCACACAGAAAUGCACGCAUAAAAACCAUAUCCAAUUGCAAAAAAAUAAUUGUUACAACUUUUCACUUUCAUACAUAUGUAUAGAAAUAUUUGUGUGCAGUGGUAUGUAGGUAUAUGAAAUUAAAACAAAAAAAAACAAGAAUUGUAUUCGUUUUGCGGCAUUUUGCAUCAGUAUAACGCCAACAAACACAACAUAAGUUUUAUAUAUAUUAACAUAUUGAACAACUUCAUUUAGUCUUAACUACAAACUUAUAUACUAUGCUGCUGAAGUAUGUUUUUGAAAAAGCUUUUUGUGUAUAUUUUCUGUGCCGCACGGUAAAACGGUAUUACUACUUCGAACAACAAGUCAAAAUGUAGCAAAAUAAUUCGAUAUUAAAAGCGAAGUGCGUUUGUUUGAUUUAUACGUAAAAAAAAUUUUUUGCAAAGCAUAAAGUAUAAGUAUACAAAAAAAAAUAAUUUAAUAAAAGAUAGAGUUUGAUAUGACAUUCGAAAGCUAUGUAAAAAAUAUUUAAUUGCAAUAUAAAGUUUUUCCACAAAUGUUUACUUUUGAAGUGUAGAAAAUGUGAAAUUUGACGGUUUUUCUCAAAUACAAUUUUUUUAGCGUAGUGUUUAAGCCGAUAUCUGAUAUUAGCAUAGUUUUCGAACGCAAAAAAAAAAAUAUUUGUACAUUACACUCAGCGAAGUGGCUAAAACUCAAAACUAGUGGCAUUAACUUGCUUGCGUAUGACGAAUACAAGUGCUACAUAUUGGUUAAAAAACUCAAACAAAUUGUAUGAUUUCAUGCAAGUAACGGUAAAUGACUGAAAAUACACACAAAAGGUUUCUUAACAAUUUCUAAUCAAUAUCGUGUAUAAAUGAAACACAUUAUUUUUAAAUUUUCAUUAUUUCUAGUGUUUAUUCUUAAAUAUUUUCAAUACAUUUAGUGCACUACAGUGCGUUCUUAAAUCUUAUUUUCCUUUUUAAUAUUAUUUUUCUUGUUUUUAACAAACCAUGUAAUUUCUAAUUUAUUCUAAAGCAUUUUAUUGUAUGUUAAAGCAGUUAAAAAGAUAUAAAAGCAAAGCAAAACAAAAAAAAAGUAAACGAAACAAAUAUUAAGUAAACCAGAAAGCAACAACACUAACUUCACAAAGCAAACCCAAAUGAAAAAAUAAUAAUAAAAUACAAUUUAUUUUAAUAGAUGAAACUAA